Messenger RNA from Nannospalax galili (Upper Galilee mountains blind mole rat), 2193 nucleotides. It is a transcript of the gene Egfl6, whose product is annotated as EGF like domain multiple 6. Gene Ontology annotation, molecular function: calcium ion binding. NCBI's taxonomy places the organism in Eukaryota, Metazoa, Chordata, Mammalia, Rodentia, Spalacidae. Gene Ontology annotation, cellular component: membrane. The transcript has 12 exons. The record is from RefSeq and is a predicted model, not a curated record. The coding region runs from base 137 to 1789 and encodes 550 amino acids.
GCUUCCCCCACCCCGCGCCUGGCUGUCCUAACCGAGCCAGCGGCCACCGCGCCUGCUGAGGAGAGAGAAGGUGGUGGCCCAGCUGUGCCCCACAUCCCGAGGGGCACAAGACUAGGAGUGAGGAGGCCAGGGCAACAUGCAGCCUCCCUGGAGCCUGGCACUCUCGCUGCUGCUCCCCUGGGUGGCAGGUGGAGUAGGGACCAGCCCAAGAGAUCACGGGUUGUCAGCACUGGCACACCAGCCUGGGGUCUGUCACUAUGGAACUAAGCUGGCCUGCUGCUACGGCUGGAGAAGGAACAGCAAGGGAGUCUGUGAAGCUAUGUGUGAGCCCAGAUGCAAGUUCGGUGAAUGUGUAGGACCAAACAAAUGUAGAUGCUUCCCAGGAUACACCGGGAAGACCUGCAGUCAAGAUGUGAAUGAGUGUGGAGUGAAGCCCCGACCAUGCCAACACAGGUGUGUAAAUACACAUGGCAGUUACAAAUGCUUUUGCCUCAGUGGCCACAUGCUCCUACCAGACGCCACAUGCUCCAACUCUAGGACGUGUGCCAAGACAAAUUGCCAGUAUGGCUGCGAAGACACUGAGGAAGGGCCACGUUGUGUGUGUCCAUCACCAGGACUCCGCUUAGGCCCAAAUGGAAGAGUCUGCAUAGAUAUCGAUGAAUGUGCUUCUAGCAAAGCCAUCUGCCCUUAUCAUCGAAGAUGUGUGAACACAUUUGGAAGCUACUACUGCAAAUGUCACAUUGGUUUUGAACUGAAAUAUAUCCGUCGCCGAUAUGAUUGUAUAGAUAUAAAUGAAUGUGCUCUGAGUACCCAUACGUGCAGCCCCCAUGCUAACUGCCUCAAUACCCAAGGAUCCUUCAAGUGCAAAUGUAAACAAGGAUAUAAAGGCAAUGGACUUCAAUGUUCUGUUAUCCCUGAACAUUCUGUGAAGGAAGUGUUUAGAACACCUGGGACCAUCAAAGACCAAAUCAAGAAGUUACUUGCUCACAAGAACAACAUGAAAAAGAAGGCGAAACUUAAAAAUGUUACCCCAAGACCCACUAGUACACAAACCCCUAAGAUUAACCUGUCAUUUGGCUAUAAAGAGAAUGUCUCCAAGGGUGGAAAUUCCAAUGAAGAACAAAAAGGGACAGAAGAGAGGAGAGAGGGGCUUGAGGAAGAGACAAGAGGAGAGAAAGCCCUGAAAAAUGAUGUGGAACAGGAACGACGUCUUCGAGGAGAUGUGUUUUCCCCUAAGGUAAAUGAAGCAGAUGAUUUGGGUCUGGUCCUGGUCCAAAGAAAAGAGUUAAACUCCAAACUGGAACACAAAGACUUAAAUAUGUCAGUUGACUGCAGCUUUGAUCAUGGAGCCUGUGAUUGGAAACAAGACGGAGAAGAUGAUUUUGACUGGAAUCCUGCUGAUCGAAAUAAUGCUGUUGGUUAUUAUAUGGCAGUUCCAGUACUGGCAGGACACAAGAAGGAUAUUGGCCGAUUGAAACUUCUCCUCCCAGACCUGACACCCCAAAGCAACUUCUGCUUGCUCUUUGAUUACCGGCUAGCUGGAGACAAAGUAGGGAAACUUCGAGUGUUUGUGAAAAACAGUAACAAUGCCCUGGCAUGGGAAGAGACCAAGAACAAGGAUGAAAGGUGGAAGACGGGAAAAAUUCAAUUGUACCAAGGAACUGAUACUAUCAAAAGUGUCAUCUUUGAAGCAGAACGUGGGAAGGGCGUAACUGGUGAAAUUGCAGUGGACGGCGUCUUGCUUGUGUCAGGCCUGUGUCCAGAUGGCCUUUUAUCUGUGGAGGGUUGAAUGUCACUAUCCUCCUUUAUAUCUUUAUAUGUGGCUUUUUAUGUCAAUUCUCUGUCUUUUGAUAUUGUAUCAUCAAUUUAGAAAUACAAGCUAAAAAGUUGUAAUAACCCAACAAGUAUUAUCUGCCGUAAGAUUCCUCUCAUAUCAAAUGUACCAAGGUUUGCUUUAAAUAUACACCACUGUGCCUUCUCCUUCAUUUCUGAAUUUUCCAUAUUAUAUUACAAAAUGUGGAAAUGCCAACUCAUCUUCCCCCACCCAAUAUAUCUGGUCUUUCUAUAUGAAUUGAUGAACUUUUCUAGAAUAAUAGCAAAAAAAAAGUAUAGAUAAAUGUUUAUUUGCGUAGCUUUUAUGACACUUCUUGGAAACUGUGACAUUAAACAUAGACUGCCUAAGUGAAUCAGCUU